Molecule: messenger RNA, 367 nt
Organism: Pieris rapae (cabbage white)
Lineage: Eukaryota; Metazoa; Arthropoda; Insecta; Lepidoptera; Pieridae
Gene: Ggamma30A
Product: guanine nucleotide-binding protein subunit gamma-e
Exons: 4
Coding region: 147-365 (72 amino acids)
Biological process (GO): phospholipase C-activating G protein-coupled receptor signaling pathway; sensory perception of taste
Cellular component (GO): heterotrimeric G-protein complex
Molecular function (GO): G-protein beta-subunit binding
Source: RefSeq, a predicted model, not a curated record
GAACGUUGGUUUAAAAAAGUUGUGUUUACGAUACUCGUUUCUAAAAAUAUUACAUUUAAUGUGUCCCUAAGGAUAUACGAAUCCUCGCAGUCAGAGCCAAAGAAACCGUGAUCUUAUUCUACAAGUACAAUUUAAAAUUCUGCGCGAUGGACGCCAGUAUUCUCGCAACCAUGGACAAAGAGGCACUGAAAAAGCAGAUCGAAAACAUGAAGUACCAGGCCUCCAUGGAACGCUGGCCGCUAUCAAAAAGCAUUGCAGCGAUGCGGGAGUACGUAGAGGAGAAUGAAAAGAAUGAUCCUCUCAUACACGCCCCCGAUAAGAAAAACAACCCUUGGGCCGAAAAAGGGAAAUGUAUCAUCAUGUAAAC